AAGCCCAUCCGAGUGGAGAAACAUGAAGCUCAAGAGUCUCCUGCUCCGCUAUUACCCGCCAGGAAUUAUGCUGGAGUAUGAAAAAGGUGGAAAAUUGAAGACCAAAUCCAUAGACUUGCUUGAACUCAGUCCUAGCACAGAUGUGGGUGCUUUGGUGGAAGAGAUUCAGAGAGCGGAGCCCCUGAUCACAGCGACCCGCGCAGAGCAGGUGAAACUGCUCGUCCGGAGGCUGCAGGAGAAACUGGCCCCUCAGGGCAGCCACCGCUUCUACCUGUUCAAGGUCCUCAGAGCGCACAUAUUGCCACUGACCAAUGUGGCGCUUAACAAGUCAGGCUCAUGCUUUAUCACAGGAAGCUACGACCGCACGUGCAAGGUCUGGGACAUGGCAUCUGGAGAGGAGCUGCACACGCUGGAGGGCCACAAGAACGUGGUGUACGCCAUAGCCUUCAACAAUCCCUACGGUGACAAAGUUGCCACUGGGUCCUUUGACAAGACUUGCAAACUGUGGAGUGCAGAAACAGGAAAGUGUUUCCACACCUUCAGGGGCCACACAGCAGAAAUAGUAUGUUUGUCGUUUAACCCUCAAAGUACCGUGGUGGCUACUGGAAGUAUGGACACAGUGGCCAAGCUGUGGGACAUCCAGAGCGGAGAGGAAGUGUUCACUCUAAUAGGACACCUGGCAGAAAUCAUUUCGUUAUCAUUUGACAACUCAGGAAGCAGAAUCAUCACAGGGUCCUUUGAUCACACAGUGGUAGUGUGGGACGCUGGUACUGGAAGGAGGGUGCACACCUUAAUCGGUCACUGCGCCGAGAUCAGCAGCACCAUGUUCAGCUGGGAUUGCUCUUUGAUACUCACGGGCUCCAUGGACAAGACCUGCAUGCUGUGGGAUGCUACAAGUGGACAGUGUGUCGCGACAUUGACGGGCCAUGAGGAUGAAAUACUCGACAGCUGCUUUGACUACACUGGGAAGCUUAUCGCAUCUGCCUCAGCUGAUGGGACAGCACGGGUGUACUGCACAGCCACCAGAAAAUGCAUAACCAAACUGGAAGGCCAUGAUGGGGAAAUCUCAAAGAUUUCUUUCAACCCUCAAGGGACUCGUCUUCUGACGGGCAGCACGGACAGGACAGCAAGGGUCUGGGACGCUCGGACUGGCCAGUGCCUCCAGGUUCUGGAGGGCCACACUGAUGAGAUCUUUUCCUGCUUCUUCAACUAUAAAGGCGACAUAGUCAUCACAGGGAGCAAGGACAACACCUGCCGGAUAUGGCGCUGACUGAGGCCGCCUGCUGGCGACAAGACCUGCCAGGAACAGCGACCAAGAACCCGAGCCUGCAGAGAACCUGUUCCAGUCAGCCAUUGAGCAUUCUGUCCUUCAGUACACACACACACACACACACACACACACACACACACACACACACACACACGCCAUGAACCCUGAAGAAAUGACAUAAUUUUUGAUACAUAUUUUUUUUGAUGAGUCUGAUGGGAGAUAGCAGAAUGGUUGGAAAAUUCUGGUAACUGUUUACAAUGUGUUUUAUGUUUGAAUAGUAUCACAAUAACAAUAAAAGCAGAGUGCCUUAACUAUGUACCAUCUAGAUCCUACCCUGAAGGCUGUUGUUAUAAUUUCUGCUUAAUAAAACUGUUGGUCAAAA
Jaculus jaculus (lesser Egyptian jerboa) is the source of this 1652-nucleotide messenger RNA. RefSeq names its product dynein assembly factor with WD repeats 1 (gene Daw1). Lineage: Eukaryota; Metazoa; Chordata; Mammalia; Rodentia; Dipodidae. The transcript is spliced from 13 exons. Bases 23 to 1270 code for a protein of 415 amino acids. The record is from RefSeq and is a predicted model, not a curated record. Gene Ontology annotation, molecular function: protein binding.